GAGACAGAGAGAGGGAGAGAGUGAGUGCUAGAGUGUGCAUGUGUGGGUGAAGGAGAGAAGACGAAAGAGAAACGAGAAAGAAGAGAAAGAGGCAAGGACAGAAAGAGGAGCUCCUCCUGAUGGAGUCCUGCAGAAAGCCCUGGCUUCCUCUGCUGCUCCUGCUGGUGCCCUCACUGCAGAUCUGCACCACAACGACCAAUACACAGUUAUGUAACCAAGAUGUGGACGGCUCCAUAUUUGAUUAUGGGGCCAAUACUUUAAAUGGAAGCCACAUUCCUUUGCGUCAGUAUGCUGGGAAGUACGUCCUCAUCUUGAACGUGGCCAGCUUCUGAGGACUUACCUUCCAGUAUGUGGAACUGAAUGCACUACAUGAUGAACUGAAGCAUCUGGGCUUCACCAUCCUCGGAUUUCCUUGCAACCAAUUUGGGUUACAAGAGCCCGGGUCCAAUAAUGAAAUCUUGGCCAUCCUAAAGCACGUCCGCCCAGGCAGCGGCUUCGUUCCAAAUUUCCAGCUAUUUGAAAAGGGCAAUGUGAACGGAGAGAAGGAGCAGAGCCUGUUCACCUUCCUGAAGAACGCCUGCCCACCUGUGGGCGACAGCUUUGGGAACCCCACCAACAGGCUGUUCUGGGACCCGCUGAAGGUCAGCGACAUUAAGUGGAACUUUGAGAAGUUUCUGGUGGGACCAAACGGGAAGCCUUUGAAGAGGUGGUUUCCGAGGGUGAGUGUCUCUGAAGUCCGAAACGACAUCAUCCGUCUGAUCAGUCAACAGUAUUCCCAACACUAAUCGACUCCAGAAUCUGGAAUGAUUUCGAGUAAUCCUGUUCUGUGUCUAUUUACCAUGUUAAAAAACACCCUUUUGUAAAUUAGAUCAUUACAAGGUUCUUCACUUCCAGUCCUGAAGGGCCACAGAGCUGAAGAGCUGUGAGUCGAACAGGCCUGAUUCAGUUUAUAAAAGUCUUGGUGAACUGAGUCCGGCCUGUCUGGGUGAGGAAACCUCCCAACUGUCCAGCUCAGUCACCGUCCGGGACUGGCCGUGAAGAACGCUGCUUUACACUGAGGAGAAGAGUGAGUGAGGUCACUCGGCAGGGCUGGCUGGUGGAGCUGGAGAUGUGACGUGUUGAUGAAGGUCAGGUUUGAAAGCGAACCCUCUGCAAAGCCUGACUGGAGUGUCGGGGCCAGAGCGGCUCUUCAGUGCAUUCAGGCUGCUCUGCUGCUUCCUUUCGGCCACAUCCAUCUUCCUGACCUGACCACUCAGCCCUGCUCAAGCCUGUCUGAACAUCCUGUCAAUAAAGUUUUCAGUGCAAGACGUCA
This is a messenger RNA of Pygocentrus nattereri (red-bellied piranha), 1312 nucleotides long. It is a transcript of the gene gpx3, whose product is annotated as glutathione peroxidase 3. The transcript has 5 exons. The record is from RefSeq and is a predicted model, not a curated record. Gene Ontology annotation, molecular function: glutathione peroxidase activity. NCBI's taxonomy places the organism in Eukaryota, Metazoa, Chordata, Actinopteri, Characiformes, Serrasalmidae. Gene Ontology annotation, biological process: response to oxidative stress.